CCCGCGCUGCCCGCUCGGCGCGCGCUUCGGGGCGAGGCUCGGCGGCUCCUGUGGACGCGCAGCAUGGCGGUGGAGGAGGAGGGGUUGCGGGUGUUCCAGAGCGUGAAGAUCAAGAUUGGUGAAGCCAAAAACCUUCCCUCCUACCCGGGGCCAAACAAGAUGAGAGACUGCUACUGCACGGUGAACCUGGACCAGGAGGAGGUUUUUAGGACCAAAAUCGUGGAAAAGUCACUCUGCCCUUUCUAUGGAGAAGACUUCUACUGUGAGAUUCCUCGGAGCUUCCGUCACCUAUCAUUCUACAUUUUCGAUAGAGAUGUCUUCCGGAGGGAUUCCAUCAUAGGGAAGGUGGCCAUCCGGAAAGACGACCUGCAGAAGUACCACAACAGAGACACCUGGUUCCCACUGCAGCAUGUGGAUGCUGACUCGGAAGUGCAGGGCAAGGUCCACCUGGAGCUGAGGCUGAGUGAAGUCAUCACUGACUCGGGUGUCGUCUGCCACAAGCUGGCCGCACGCAUCGUGGAGUGCCAAGGUCUCCCCAUUGUGAAUGGGCAGUGUGACCCUUAUGCCAUUGUGACAUUGGCAGGACCAUUCAGAUCUGAAGCAAAGAAGACAAAGGUGAAGAAGAAGACCAACAACCCCCAGUUUGAUGAGGUCUUCUACUUUGAGGUGACUAGACCCUGCAGCUACAGCAAAAAGUCACACUUUGACUUUGAAGAGGAAGAUGUGGACAAGUUGGAGAUCAGAGUCGACCUCUGGAAUGCCAGCAACUUGAAGUUUGGAGAUGAGUUUCUGGGAGAGCUGAGGAUCCCACUCCGAGUCCUGCGCCAGUCUAGCUGCUAUAAGGCCUGGUACUUCCUCCAGCCCCGGGACAGCAGCAGUAAGAGCCCAAAGCCAGAUGACCUGGGGUCUCUGAGACUGAAUGUGGUAUACACCGAAGACCAUGUGUUUUCCUCCAACUAUUAUAGCCCUCUACGGGAGCUGCUGCUGAAGUCUGCAGAUGUGGAGCCUGUCUCGGCGUCAGCAGCCCACAUCCUGGGCGAGGUGUGCAGGGAGAAGCAGGAGGCAGCGGUGCCACUGGUGCGGCUCCUCUUGCAUGCGGGCAGGGUGGUGCCCUUCAUCUGUGCCAUUGCCAGUGCCGAGGUGCAGAGGACCCAGGACCCCAACACCAUUUUCCGUGGAAACUCGCUAACGUCCAAGUGCAUUGACGAGACGAUGAAACUGGCGGGUAUGCACUACCUACAUGUCACCCUGAAGCCCGCCAUCGAGGAGAUAUGCCAGAGCCACAAGUCUUGUGAGAUCGACCCUGUGAAGUUAAAAGAUGGUGAAAACCUCGAAAACAACAUGGAGAACCUGAGACAGUACGUGGACCGCAUCUUCCAUGCCAUCACCACAUCUGGGGUCAGCUGCCCAACCGUCAUGUGUGACAUCUUCUUUUCCCUCCGAGAGGCAGCUGCCAAGCGCUUCCAAGAUGACGUGGAUGUGAGGUUCACUGCCGUGAGCAGCUUCAUCUUCCUGAGGUUCUUCGCUCCAGCCAUUCUCUCCCCCAACCUCUUCCAGCUCACGCCUCACCACACGGACCCACAGACAUCUAGGACCCUGACCCUUAUUUCAAAGACCAUUCAGACUCUCGGCAGCUUAUCUAAGUCAAAGUCGGCCAGUUUUAAGGAGUCGUACAUGGCUACGUUCUAUGAAUUCUUCAAUGAGCAAAAAUAUGCGGAUGCCGUGAAAAACUUUCUGGAUCUGAUUUCAUCCUCGGGAAGAAGAGACCCUAAAAGCAUAGAGCAGCCUAUCCUGCUCAAAGAGGGGUUCAUGAUUAAGAGAGCACAAGGAAGAAAACGCUUUGGGAUGAAGAAUUUUAAAAAAAGAUGGUUUCGCCUGACUAACCAUGAGUUCACCUACCAGAAAAGCAAAGGAGACCAGCCCCUCUGCAGCAUCCCCAUCGAGAAUAUCCUGGCCGUGGAGAAGCUGGAGGAACAGUCCUUCCGUAUGAAAAAUAUGUUCCAGGUGGUACAGCCGGAGCGCACCCUCUACAUCCAGGCCAGCAACUGUGUGGAGGCCAAGGACUGGGUUGAUGUCCUCAGCAAGGUCAGCCAUUGCAACCGACAGCGGCUCACUGUCUACCACCCCUCCGCCUAUCUGAAUGGUCACUGGCUAUGCUGCAGGGCCUCCUCGGACAUGGCCGUGGGCUGUUCACCCUGCACUGGGGACCUCCCAGCUGACAUCCACCUGGACAUUGACGGGGACCGGGAGAUGGAGCGUGUGUACUCUCUCUUCCACUCCUACAUGGGCAAGCUGGAGAAGAUGCAAGAGGCCUGUGGGAGCAGAUCUGUGUAUGAUGGCCCUGAGCAGGAGGAGUACUCCGCAUUCCUCAUUGACGACCCCCAGGAGACAUACAAGACGCUGAAGCACCUCAUUGCUGUGGUCGUGGCUCUGGAGCGGGAACAUGCCCAGUAUAAGAGGGACAAGUUCCAGAAGACAAGAUAUGGAAGCCAGGAGCACCCCAUUGGAGAUAAGAGUUUCCAGAGCUGCAUCAGGCAGCCAUCCGAGGCCUCCACACAUUCCAUUUGAAGCCUGGAAAGGACAAGAGAGUAGGGACAAGGGCAGAGCCACCAGCCUGGGUCCACAUGCCUCUGCACCAUCAAGCCCAUGUCACGCCUGAUCUGAGAGCUGCUGCCAUCUGCUAUGGCAGGAACUAACUUGCCCAUUGGGUGAGUUAAUUUUCAUUCUCCAGGUUUAUGGGAUUCAGUGAUCAGCCAGAUCAUCAAGAAGUGUGGGCACCACCACUGCUGUGGCCCGGCCCAGCCUGGGAGCCCUCGCUCAGCCCAGUGGCUGCAGAACAUGAGUUCCCACCUUGCCCUCACUGUGCCCUGCCGCCUGUGCAUCUCUGCACCAUGGGCCCUCAGCCCUGCCUGGACGGACAUCCUGCUUCAUCACCAGCCACAGAUGGCCUCUCUCUUCAGCUGUUGAUGAGGUUUUGUUCCUGGCCAAAGGGUCAGUUUGUGACUAGGACAUGCAGAGCUGCACAGAAGUCCCACCUGAGAGUGCUCCUGGUACCUGGGAGGCACCCUCUGCAGAGGGGCUCCAGUCUCCAGGUGUCUGCUGAGCCCCCAGCUCAAGCACACAUCCUUCUGAUGAAGGUUAGAGUUCCUCCCCUGGUGGAAAUUUGGGAAAGAUUUUAAAAAUAGAAGUGUGCAUUUUUCACGCUGUUUUUCUUAAUAUUUUUAAAAGACUGUUUUAAAUUAGCUCUUUCUAACUUUGGAUAUUCCUAUCCAACCUGUACCUGGUAAACAAGAGGACAUCAUAGGAGGGCAGCGUAAAAAGGAGUCCUGUGUAUUUCAUGAAAGCCAGCAAAAGGUCCUCAAAAGAAAAAUCAAAGAGAAGAAACUAUGAGUUUGAAGAGUGGAGCCUUCAGUGACACAGGUGCCACUGCCAUGAAUCCGAGCACUGUGUCUCUGUGGGCCCUGUCCCCUCCUCACCCUCCUGGAGCUUGCCGAGGAAGAUCUCCACACAGUGUCCUCAACUGCUGUCGGCACUGCAUGCCUGGUGCUCUCUGUUCUUGUUUGGAAACAUUGUUGUUCAGGGUCAGUAUAGAUGGCAGGUAGUAACGUUAAUGUUGUCACAAAAAUAGUGGAGGAAAAUGUAAAAAAUAAACUUUGGGACACACAGCUAUGAUGCUGCACCGAGCUGCAAUUUUUAACAUGGAUUUGUAACUUAAUGUCUCUGUUUAUAAAAUACUAAUAAUUUGCAAUGUAUUUUACUGUCCAAUUAAAACAGAUAUUUUAUUCUU
Otolemur garnettii (small-eared galago) is the source of this 3787-nucleotide messenger RNA. It is a transcript of the gene RASA3, whose product is annotated as RAS p21 protein activator 3. Lineage: Eukaryota; Metazoa; Chordata; Mammalia; Primates; Galagidae. Gene Ontology annotation, molecular function: GTPase activator activity. Bases 64 to 2568 code for a protein of 834 amino acids. Gene Ontology annotation, biological process: negative regulation of Ras protein signal transduction; intracellular signal transduction; regulation of GTPase activity. The transcript has 25 exons. The record is from RefSeq and is a predicted model, not a curated record.